Messenger RNA from Synchiropus splendidus (mandarinfish), 723 nucleotides. It is a transcript of the gene cetn3, whose product is annotated as centrin 3. Gene Ontology annotation, molecular function: calcium ion binding; microtubule binding. Bases 115 to 642 code for a protein of 175 amino acids. The transcript is spliced from 5 exons. The record is from RefSeq and is a predicted model, not a curated record. NCBI's taxonomy places the organism in Eukaryota, Metazoa, Chordata, Actinopteri, Syngnathiformes, Callionymidae. Gene Ontology annotation, cellular component: microtubule organizing center. Gene Ontology annotation, biological process: spindle pole body duplication.
UCGCAUUGGGCGAGCGCUAGUCACGUGGUGGUUGCCUGGUGACCGCGCAGCGCAGCGCAGCGCGAGCUGGUGUGGGAACGGACUCCGGCUCCGGGACUCGCCUCGUGCUCCGGGAUGUCCUCGCCACCGGCCGCCGGCGUCGCUCCGAGGGCGGAAGUGUCUGUGGACGGAGACGAGGAGGAGAAGACGACGAGAGAGUUGACGGAGGAGCAGAAGCACGAGAUCAAAGAAGCUUUCGACCUGUUCGACACCGACAAGGACCAGGAGAUCGACUACCAUGAGCUCAAGGUGGCCAUGCGAGCGCUGGGCUUCGAGGUGAAGAAGGUGGACGUGCUGAACAUCCUGAAAGAUUACGACCGGCGGGGCACCGGCAGGAUCUCCUUCCAGGACUUCAGCCACGUGGUGAGCGAGCGCAUGGUGGCACGCGACCCCCGCGAGGAGAUCCUCAAGGCCUUCAAGCUGUUCGACGACGACGAGUCCGGGAGGAUCAGCCUGAGGAACCUGCGGCGCGUGGCCCGCGAGCUAGGCGAGGAGGUGAGCGAGGAAGAGCUGCGGAGCAUGAUCGCCGAGUUCGACACGGACGGCGACGGAGAGAUCAACCAGGAGGAGUUUGUGUCCAUCAUGACGGCGGAUGGCCCCUGAUGGGCGGGGCCCGCCUCCACGCAGCUUUCUGCACUCUUUGAUGUCGAUAUUUAUUUUGGAAUAAAUCUUUUUCCACGCUGA